Messenger RNA from Cucumis sativus (cucumber), 1018 nucleotides. RefSeq lists its product as uncharacterized. NCBI's taxonomy places the organism in Eukaryota, Viridiplantae, Streptophyta, Magnoliopsida, Cucurbitales, Cucurbitaceae. The record is from RefSeq and is a predicted model, not a curated record. The transcript is spliced from 3 exons. The coding region runs from base 374 to 799 and encodes 141 amino acids.
AAGCACCUGAAUGGCUUGUAGCAUCCACCGUCACAAUUCAAAUUCCUCGCAAUUUUCCCUUUGGACGCCGACCCUUGCCCGCCAUUUUUAACUCUCUUGAAGAAUAUCCCAAGCAUAUCUUCCUACAAUUUCACAAAUUAUUAUGUUAAUCUCUUCCACGAGUACGAUAAUGAGAGGAAAACCCCCAAAUUAUCAAAAUUUUCUAAUGCUUCUGAUUAUUGGGCACAAAUCCCUUUCGUCUUACAGAGUUGUUCUUCAUUACGCUAAACCUAUUGAUUUCGAUUUCGAUUUUGAUUUCUUCUAUAAAAGGGAACUUGAUUUCUACUGCGAUUCAGUCCUUAGUUGUCGAUUUUUUUUUUUUUAAAUCGUUUCUAUGGAGACUCCUCUUACUUCGUCUCGUAUUAUCAUUGCUUAUGAUGCUACUAAGGAUCGCACUGAACACGAGCUUCAGCUUACUCUAAGGAACUUGUGGAUGAGAGGUGACAUUCUUCGUGGAGGCGAUACGCUUAUUGUGCUUGGAAUUCUUCAUAAAGUGACUCAUCCGAUGGGUUACCAAUUGAAAGCUUGUCCCGACUCGAUUUUUGGAACCAGCGUUCGUGCAAUGGAGGAAGAAGUUUCAAAGAAAGCUGAUGCAUAUAUCACCAUGCUUCAGCGAAGUGCAGAGACGUGUGAAGAAGGAGGGGUCAGCAUUGAAGUCAGAAUUACUGCUGGUUUCCCCAUUAAGAAUGUUAUUCUACAAGAAAUUGUGGUCUUUAGCGCGAGCUGGGUUAUACUCGAUAGGUUUGGCAGUUUCUCUUAGUGAUUACUCGUGCCCAAUCUUUCCUUUUAUUUAGCUAGUGUUUCUAUUUUAAUUAGUGAUGUGAUGAUGUCUGCUCUGCUGCAUGUUUUCUUUUAAUUUUUUGUUCCCAUACUUUAUCACUAAUGUAUAUGAUCACUGUGAACAACCUAGUAUUAAGAGACUAUGUGGAUUUGCAGGAGAUUCAUGUCAUUAAAUAUGUGGUAGUGGUAAUUGGGAUUA